GCUGGUAAGCGCUCUCCACACCGCAACCAUGGCUGUUCUUUCGUGUAGUUGCCAUACUAAGUACAUACCAGUCUUCUUUAGGCAGAUAAUCGCGGCGGAGAAGAUCCAGCAGGACAGCAAGGAGGCCCAUAGGCUACCGCCCGCAGUAACAAGCGCGGACCGGAAGUUCCGCGUCCUCGUUGUCCGGGGGAGCCGUUAGGCACGCACGCCGGAAGUGGCCAAUCGGCCCGUCUGAGGCGGUGCCCACUGUGUUCGCGUCCCUCGGGCAGCGGAGCCAUGGAGCCCGGGGCUGCGGAGCUUUAUGACCAGGCCCUGCUGGGCAUCCUGCAGCACGUGGGCAAUGUCCAGGACUUUCUGCGCGUGCUCUUCGGCUUUCUCUAUCGCAAGACCGACUUCUACCGUCUGCUGCGCCACCCCUCGGACCGCAUGGGCUUCCCGCCCGGGGCCGCGCAGGCCCUAGUGUUGCAGGUCUUUAAAACAUUUGAUCACAUGGCUCGCCAGGAUGAUGAGAAAAGGAAGAAGGAACUUGAAGAGAAAAUCAGGAAAAAGGAAGAAGAGGCGAAGGCUGUGGCAGCUGCUGCAGCCGAGAAGGAAGCCGUGCCAGUCCCCGUGCAGGAGGUGGAGGUUGAUGCCGAUGUAGAGCCGAGUGGCCCACAGCAGCCUGAGCACAAGGUGGCGCCUGGCUUGGAGGAGGCAGACGCUCCAGGGACUGUUAGCAGUGCUGCCGAAGGCCCUAAGGAACCCCCAGUGCUCCCCAGGAUUCAAGAGCAGUUCCAGAAAAAUCCGGACAGUUACAAUGGUGCCAUCCGUGAGAACUACACCUGGUCGCAAGACUAUACUGACCUGGAGGUCAGGGUGCCAGUGCCCAAGCAUGUGGUGAAGGGGAAGCAGGUGUCUGUGGCCCUUAGCAGUGGCUCCAUCCGAGUGGCCAUGCUGGAAGAGAAUGGAGAACGUGUCCUCAUGGAAGGGAAACUCACCCACAAGAUUAACAUGGAGAGUUCCCUUUGGAGCCUUGAGCCGGGCAGGUGUGUUUUGGUGAACCUGAGCAAGGCUGGGGAGUAUUGGUGGAGUGCCAUCCUGGAGGGAGAAGAGCCUAUCGACAUCGACAAGAUCAACAAGGAGCGCUCCAUGGCCACUGUGGAUGAGGAGGAACAGGCAGUCCUGGACAGACUCACCUUUGACUACCACCAGAAGCUGCAGGGCAAGCCCCAGAGCCACGAGCUGGAAGCUGGCUCGCUGCAAAGACGAGGCUGUGGGGUGUCCUGACUUGACUUUCUAUGAAGACUGCCCUCUGCCCACAAGGCAUUGCAGAACCCUGAGUGUGGAACAGGAGGUCCUUACAACUGUGCAUACAAGACUUGUCCGUGGCUGAUGUGCGGCUUCCACACGACUGGCUAUGACCCAGCACUGAGAAACUGAGGAGACUGAACCACAACCCAGCUAAGAAGGACCCUAAGAAAAACCCUGAAAAUGCUGUGGUCUAAUGGAAAGAGCUUUGUCUUGAGUUUAAAUUGAUUGUACUGUGAACUUGCCAUGGACCUGUCAAGGACCAUAGAGGAAAUGAGUGUGCUUGCCCAGAUGAGGUGCCCCAGCAAGACCUUCAAGGAGCCUAGGACCAGUAGUGCAUGGGUGGAAUCCAGUGUGAUUCCCUCACCAGAACUGAACUGAUCAGGAUGGCCAAGGAAGCCUCUAGCUAUGCAUAGUUAUGAUACAGCCCUAUAGCUGUUAGGACUGUGUUAACUCUAGCAUGUCCCACUACCUGCCUACUGUCAGUGCUGAAGUCUCAGCUCUUUCGUAGGCUUGAAAUGCCUUGGAGAUACAUCUUUAGUGUACAGCACUCUAGGGCUCCAUGUAAAAUAUCUUUAGCACCUUCUUUUAUUGAACAAAGAAACAACUAGAAAGAGAGAUCCAUGGCCUUGUGUUUCCUGAUAUAACAAGCUAGCCACAUAACCAGUGCUCCUCUGCAGGGCUUUCAUGGGUGUUUGAGGUCACUGCUCUAGGAUUGCCCGUCCUCACUAACAGGGAGAGAAUGGAAACGGGGCCAGGCUCUUCUGUCAGCCUCCAUCUGCUGUGUGCAUUGGCAGUCACAGUUACCAGUGUGCUCUAUUGAUGCCCAUUUAUGGUGUAAACUUGAAGUUUUCUGUAUUUGCCAGAAUUCUUAAUUGUGCUUCUAAUGCCACCAGUGCUUUGUAUUUUGAAGAUUUUUAAUUUUGAAGUGGUGCUGUCCCUCUCCUGUCAUCUGAACUCUUGAAUGUUGCCGUUACAUCACUUCUUUCCAAAGCCAACAAACGGAAUGCUCUUCAUCUUUUCCCUAGUUAGAUGCUUUGAACAGGUGCAUCUAGAAGGUGCCAUUGCUCUAUCGGUCCUUAGCUGUGUCUGUCUAGGAUCCCUCCAGUCCAGUGGCACUUCUCCCCUAGCAAACGUGGCUGACAUUGCCCGGCAGUUGCCGGGAUCACUGUGAGUGAGCUUGGUGGCACACAGGAUGGUGUGACCUCUACCUGUGCUUAUCUGGACAUCAUGGACUCCCUCAAUUGUGAAAACAAACCUAGCGCCUGCCCUUUGCCCUCUGGGCUUCCUACAGUGGAUCCCCACCUGGCCACCAGGUUCCUAGAAGUGUUGUUGUUCACCCUGCAGCAGGCCUAGGCUCUGCUAAGGGGCUCUGCAGUCUCCCUCCUGCGUAGGUUAUCUGACUGGUCUCAUCUUGCAUUCGUUUGAGACUGUGCAGUGUCACACUUCUCUUGGGCAAAGACUGAAGCCUGCUCUGUACUAAGUAUCUUUGAUGUGCUUGUUGCUACUUCACUUAGGUUUAAAAACAAAAGGUUUCUUAGCUGGAAGCUUCGAUUUUGUUUAACACUCCAUAGUUCUGAGAAUUCAGUAACUCUGCUGACAGUGGAAAUUUUCCACUUUGCUUUCAAUCUAUCAUCUUUGUGAUAAGGGAAGCAGCAUGUGUCCUCUGCACCCGUUCUACGGGACUGUCUGCAACAGGUACUCCAUUUGGGGGUAAUCUCUAGCCAUUCAUCUUGUUAGUCUUUUUGGUUUCUUGUGGUUGGAAGGAAGGAAAGAUCACCCCGUCCUUGGGUACAUUUGUGGUAGCAACUGAAGAAGGCAGAUGCUCGGAGGAAGGCUAGGCCACAAGCAUAGGCACAGGUGCUGCCCUCGGGGGGACCACUCCCUGCUUGUUCUGGCUGUAACUACACAAUUCCAAGAGUGGCCAUAGACGGGGAGGAACUGAGCCCAUCAGCUCUUACUGCGUCCUCGAAGGCAGUCGGGCACUUCUGAGUGCUAGCUCUUUAGCUGGACGUGUUCAGGUCUCUCCCCUCCUCUGCGUCAUCACACUCUGGAUCAAACCUCGAUUGUCUCAUGAUGCAUGUCUCAAUGACAAGAGCUUCUUCCUUGGGAAAGGGACGCUAGAACACCUCUGUACACCUCUAUCAUGCUCCUAGAGGGCUGAGGCGCCACCCCUUCAUGUCUCAGUCAUCUCCCUGGAAACGAUUGUAGGUUCUGUGGGUUGUGUGGAAUUUGGAGAGACCUAUUGGGAAAAGGACAGAAGGUGAACCAUAAAGAGCAGUCAGUGCUUUACUGGAAACCGAAGCUGGAAAGCUAAAAUUCAGUCUUGCAAAGGAAUUGGCAGUCUUUGGGCACAAACUACUGCAGGAUCUGCAGUCCUCUGGCCAGUUGGUCCUAGCAGGCAAGUCCUCAAGCCCUGAGGAAGCAGCAUGGCUCUGUGCCUACAGGCAGUCUGUUCUAGGAGGAAGCGUGCCUUGCCUUGUGAUCUCCGUUAAUCUC
Molecule: messenger RNA, 3786 nt
Organism: Mesocricetus auratus (golden hamster)
Lineage: Eukaryota; Metazoa; Chordata; Mammalia; Rodentia; Cricetidae
Gene: Nudcd3
Product: NudC domain containing 3
Exons: 6
Coding region: 277-1266 (329 amino acids)
Biological process (GO): protein folding
Cellular component (GO): cytoplasm
Source: RefSeq, a predicted model, not a curated record